CGACUGUGGGCUAAGUGCUAUUUAAAAAUGAAAUUUAAUUUCUUACCUGCUCUUUUUGUAUUCGGUGUCAAAUGUGCAACGUUGGAAACUACAAAGGAGCCCUCGAACGACGCAAAUCAGACAACAUCUUAUAAAAUAUCUUUAAGUGAAUACCAAGCGACUCCAGUUUCGUUGGAUAAGAAACGAGACAUGAAAUCGUUAUGGGUGUAUCACCCACCAUCGUUGCAGUCUCAAGGGGAAGACCAAGGGGUCCAAAACGCGAUGUUCAAGGCUCCGCAUUUGCUCACGAGACUCGCAAAGCCUUUCAAUUUUGGCAUAGAUCCAUACUUCAGCAAGGACUAUUUCGCACCAUUUGAAAGAAGAAAUAGGCCUAUAACUCUAGUGGCUUUUAGAAAAAAUGCUUUGAUGCCUCGCAGAAGUGUUCGUCAAAGCGAGUCAGCAGAAGUUGCGGAGUUACAGUCACCAUUCAAUGAAGUCGGCGCUUUGUGGCGGGAAGACCCAGAUAUAUUUAAUUUAUAAGUUAUAAUUGCUAUUAAGAUAGAUUUUGGAUAAUUAAUUUUAAAAAAACUUUCAGCCCAAAUAAGGAGUAAAAUCUUGAGUCCAUUUAUAAUUCUUAUUGUACGUUCGCUUAAUUUGUGAAGAUUAAAAUUUCAGAUAAUCUGUAGGAUGUUAGAUUUAAUGUUAUAUCUUAAAUAAAAGCAAUGUUUUUUAUCUUUAAUUCCUUUCAAAUUUAAGAUCUGACACUGUCUAAGGUUUGUCAAGAAAUUUCACACUAUUUUAAACAAAGAGUAUACUGAUAUAGGAAGAUUUUUCAGUAAAUGAAACAAUGAAUAUUUAACGUAAAGUAUGCAAAAUAUUUUAUGUAAAUUAAAGAUGUUAUUGGAACUGUAAAAUUAUGAGGAGCGGGUGGUGAGGUGACGAGUGAGCCACCUGCGUACACACGUGGUCCACCAAAACACAUGUUAAGGCGUCCGAAAACACGACAAUUUUAGAUAUUUUUUUUGUUGUAGUGCCGAUAUCAGCUAACUGGUGUUUGUUUUAAAAUUAAAAAAUCCGUACACUUAGUCACCUUUUCACCUAUUUGAUAUCAGAUUCUAGCCUGUACUGAAUGUUUACCGGUAUAAGGCGUUACAUAAAGUCCAUCACCGGCUCUUAACGGUAAUCUAAUGUUACAAUGUUAUGGUAAUUAAACGAUAAUAAUAUCAUUAUUGUGACUGACCUUGUGUUUACCUGUUAAUAUCGAUUGAAUGGUCUAGCUAUUUCAUGAAAUUGUUGUGUAAAUUUUACUAUCCAGCUACGAUAUAUAAAGUUAUCUUGUCUGCGGUCAUUCUCAUCAAGCAGAUUAAUGAUAUAUUAUAUUAUUUAGCACAGUUUCUGUACGGCAGUAUCAACAAAUUCGGUCGCGAAACUCCCUGCGUUGGGUAUAUACAUUAUUUGUGGGUGGAUUGUAUAGAUAAAGAUGUAGGCGUAGAAAUAAUGUUGUUGAAAGAAAUGAGUUGCACGAUGCUUGAUAGAAAGGAAUUCAUUCAGGUAUGGAAAUUAAGAAGUUGAUAUACUACUACUACGACUAAUCUGACACCGAAGAGUGUUGAUAAAUUUAUAAUGGUGAACGAAUGAAUGAUGAAUUCACGUUCAGAUUUUUAGUAGUAGUUGUAGAGUACGUUUAGAUUUUAUGCUGAGAUAUGGAUCAUUUCCGUGACUUUAUUUUUAACCCAUGAAUUUGUUGUCCUAGCGGAACUUGGACUUACCUAUAACGCAAUAGCAAUUUGAUUUUUAAAUAUUCGUCAAUAAAUUUUAAAAACGUAGCCCUGAUGCUGUAUAUCACAGAAAUGUAUGUAACACACG
Molecule: messenger RNA, 1845 nt
Organism: Pieris brassicae (large cabbage white)
Lineage: Eukaryota; Metazoa; Arthropoda; Insecta; Lepidoptera; Pieridae
Exons: 6
Coding region: 28-519 (163 amino acids)
Source: RefSeq, a predicted model, not a curated record